AUGCCUACUUUAAAAACUUUUAUACAUACAUUAUACAUAUUAUUUUUAUUGUUUAAAAAAUGUAACGAAAAAUAAUUAGAUUAUUUAUUAACAAAUUUAAAUUUAAUAAUUCGAAAUAAAUCUUAUGAUUACGCUCUCAUUCGCCAAGAAAUGUCUUAUAAAACACCAAUUUAAUUAAUACUAAAAAUGCUUUUAAUUUAAUUUAUGUACUUAUAAAAUAAUGCUGUUACAUUUGAUGAAUAUUUUAUACAUAAUUAAUCUUUAAAAUAAGAUAAAUUGUGUGAAAAUUUAUAUUAUUUAGAUUCAUAACUUUAUGAAAGAUGGUUAAGUCCAAUAAAUUAUUAUAAUGAAUUUCGAUUAACUCCAAGCUAUUUUUCAAAAUAGAAAUAAUAGUAAUUAAUUCUAAAAGAAACAAAAAUUAGUUUAUAUGAUUUUAGUAUUUCUUUUUCAGUAAUGACAAAUUAUGAAUAGGUUGAACUAAUCAAAAGUUGGGUAUAAAGUAUGAAUGAUUAAUAAAAAUUUAAAUAGUUAAUUCCUUUCUUUUUUAAUAUAAUUAAGAGGGGGGAGAAUCCAAAGAAGUUUAUAUAAUUAAUUAAUAAAGAAUUAGAAUUAAACUAAUCUUUAUUUAAAAAUGGAUUGAAUAUGAAAGCUUUGUUUUAAAUUUUUUACAAUAACUCAGACUAUGAAUUACAAGUGAUGCUUUUAAAAUUUUAAUGCUAAAAUUAUCCAGUUCCAUUAAUCUUUUAAAAUUAAGAUUUAAGUAAUAUAAAAAAUAAAGAAGAAAAUUAUCUGCUUAAUGAAAAAUUGUAUUAUAUUUUUCCAGAAUGUUUUCCCAUUAUAAAUAUUUCUUUAAGUGAAAAUUAAACAACAAUAGGAAAAACAGAAUUAAUCAACAAAAUCUUUUAUGAAAUGGAUGAAUUUGAAACGUUAGACACGUGUGAAUUAAAUAGAAAUACAAUAGACAUUAUGUUUGAUUUUAGUUUUUGUGGCUCUAGAUAAUUUUGCAUAGCAGAUACUCAUGGAUUUAUUCCCAUUUCUAUUCUAAGUAAAUUAGUUCCAUUGUUUAAACUUUGGAUUAUUUAACUAGAUUCAGAAAAAGAAUUGUUGGAUACACUAAAUAAAAUAUAUGAACUCUUUUAUCCUUUUUAAAAAUAAAAAAUUCCAGAAAUUUGUUUGGUUAUUAGAAAUUCAAUAGAAAAUACUCGAGAAAAUUUUAUAAAUAAUUGGAAGGAGAAAACGAAAGUCAGUUUAAAAUUGAAUAGCAAAUAGUCUGAGAUAUUUAACAAUAUAAAUAAUGUUCAUUGUAUAAUUGAUUUAAAAUCAAAAAAUAUCAGCAAAGAAUCCAAAGAAACUGCUAUCGAAGAAUUUUAAAAUUUUAUUUUUGAAGUUACAUUGAAAAUAUUAAAUAAAGAUAAAAAAUAAUAUAUAAAUCAAAAUAAUUAUUUAGAAAUCAUAAAAGGUUUUAAUACUUCUUAUAAAUAAGUUUCAGAAUAAAUUGAGAGUGAUGGAAUUAUCAUGGCUAAUUUGGAAGAUGAACUCAAAAAGUAAAUAAUUACAGAAAACGGAUUUUAUAGUAUUACUUCAUUUCCUUUACGUUCAAUUCAUUGGUAAAUAAAUAAUUCAAAGGAAGAGUUAGAUUAAUUAUUUUCAUUAAAAGAUGAGAAAAAUAACAAAAAAAUUACUUAAAUUAAAGAUAAGAUAAAAGAAUUAGAAGAAUAAAUUAAAUCAUAAAAACCGACAAAAUUAUUAAAUUUAUUUUGUGAUUUAUUUGAAAAGAAAAAUAAUUACAUCCUUUAUUUAUCCUUUAUAGAUAAAAUAAGAUUAUUUAAUGAAUAGAAUACAUAUGUUAUUUAAGAUUAGAUUUAAGUUCUUAUUGAAUCUAUUUAAAAGUUAAAAAAAGAAAUAAGUUCCUUGAAAUAAAGUAAUGAUUAAAAUCCUACAGAUGAAGGGUUAAAAAAAUUAAUAAAAAUGAAGGAUGAAAUGAAAAAAUAAAAUGAUAAACUUUUAUUACUAAAAAAAAAUAGAGAAUUUAAAAAUAUUGGUAUUGAAUUAUUUUGGAGAGAAUUGAUAUAAAUGAAAUAAAAAUGCACUUAAUAAGAAUUGAGAAUAAAUCCAGUAGAUGUAGUAUUUGAUAUGAUUAAAAAAGGAGAACCUUUUGAAUUUUUAGAUGGAGAUUAAUUAAAAAUUGAUUAAAUGUUUUUACAAUAAUUAACAGAUAAAUUUUCUUAAUCAGGAAAUGAAAAAGUUUUAGUUUUAAGUGUUUUAGGUCCUUAGAGUUCUGGAAAAUCAACAAUUUUAAAUAAAAUAUUUGGAUGUCAUUUUUGGACAAGUGUUGGUAGAUGUACUAAAGGUAUUUACCUUUAAUUGAUAAGAAUUUCAUAAAAAUAAUAUUUUAAUAAUCUUUUUGAUUACAUUCUUAUACUUGAUUCUGAAGGAUUACAAAAUCCAAAUUAAUAAAAUGAUGAAUUUAAUAAAAAAAUUGCAUUAUUUAUUCUUUCUAUUAGUGAUAUCAUUUUAAUUAAUGUUAAAGGAGAUAUUCACUCUCAAUUUAAAAAUUUAGUUGAAAUGUGUAUAUUUACACUUGGAUAAAUGAAUAAUGCUCUUGCAACAAUUAAACAAAUAAGUUGGUGUUUCAAUUAAAAUAAUGAUGUCAAUUUUUUUUCAUGUUUUUUACAUUAAAUCUAAGGAAUUGCAAAUAAUUUAAAUCAAGAAUUCAAUAAAACUAGUUAAGAAAGUUAGCACUAAAGUAAUUAAGAGAAUGAAAACUAAACAAUUGAUUAUAAUGAAGUUUUAGAUAUAAGAAAAGAAAAUAUAUAGAUUUUAGGAUUUGCAUCCUAUGAAAGAGGUUGGAAGAAUAAAGAAUAUGGUUUCGAAAAGAUUUGGAGAUAACUUAUAAAAAAUUAAACAUUUUCAGAAGAAGCCUAUUAAUAUGGAGUUAGAAUUAUUAAGAAUUAUGUACAAAAGAAAUAAUAAAGCAGCAAUAUGCCUAGUCUUCACUCAUUCAUUUAAAAUAUUAAUUAAAAUUGGUAAACUAUAUGUAGAUCACCUGAAUUACUUGAAUUUACAGAACUAAUUCAAUACAAGUAAGAUGAAUUGAUGAAAAAAUAAUUUACAAUCAUUUAUGACAGAUAUGAUUUUAAUUUUAAAAAUAAUAUUUAGGAUGAUAUCAAAAGGUAUAUUGAAAUUUAAAGAGAUAUAAAUAUGGAAACAUUUAAAUAACUUCAAAAAGAAAAAGAGUAAGCAAUUAUUGAAUAAUUUUCAUAAAUCGAAGAUGAAAUCAUAAUAGAAUUGUAAUAAAUAAAAAAGGAAUAGUAAAUUUCAAAAAAAAUAUUGGUUAAAUAUGAAAAUCGACUAAAGUAACAAAUAUCAACUGAAAUAGAAGAGUGCAAAAUGAUAAUUUUUAAUGAAAUCAAAGAACAAGAAACCAAAUUAUAAAAAAACAAAGGGUUUUUAUAAAUAGAUAAUUAUAUAUCUUCAAUAAGUGAAAAUACUACAGAAUUAAAAAAAUUAUAACAAAAUGACAAACUAAUUGGAUAAAAUUUUGAAGAAAUUUGGAAAGAAAUAAGUACGAAUUAGAUGAAAUAAAUGGAAGAGAUAUUUGAAGAGUUUUCAUUAAAGUAGUAUAAAUUAAUAUUUGAAAGAUUUAGUGUAUAUAAACUUAAAUCAGAUAUGGAGAAAGAUUAUUAAAAAUUUUUUAUUGAUAAAAUUAAUAAAAACUCGCCUUUUCAAAAUUAAUAAAUUGAAAAAGAAUAAAUAGUGGAAAUUUUUAAAAAUGAAUUAAAAAGUUAUUAAUUUGAAAUAUUUUAGGAGGAACUGUCUGGGAAAAAUGAAUGGAACAAAUUAUAUUAUGAGUUAUAUGAUAUUACUUUAAUGAAUAUGAGAUCAAAUCAAAAUAAAUCAUAAAUAUUCAACAAUAAUAAAAAUGACAGCGAUGAUGAAAUUAGCUCAAUAGAUAUCAAUUUAAUAUAAAUGAUCAUGUCUAAAAUUACGUUAACAGUAAACUCAUAUAAAAAAUAAUUUGCGAAAUUUGGAAUAAUUUUAAAUCAUAUUGGUGAAAGAUGUAUUUAUUAUUAUUCAAUGUUUCUAAUUUGGAGAUUCUCUUGCUAUAAUAAAUGGAAAAUGUUAAAAAAAAAUUAUGAUACAUUAUAAUAACAUAAAAGUGAACAAUUUACUAAAUAUAAAGAAGCAAUCAAAAGUAAUAAGGUUGAAUAAAGUUAAAUAAAAGCAUAAUUAUUUGCAAGGAUAAUAUAUUAAACAUUUAUUCAAGAAUAUUAUUAAAAGAAAAAAAAAGAUGUUAUAAACUUUAUUGAAACUAAAAAUAAAACAUGUUUUGAUAUAAUUAAAGAAUAAGAUAAAAGAUUAUUAGAAUAGUAUUAAUCUAAUUUUACUUAAAAAUAAAAGGAUGAGGUAAUGUUGUAUAUUACUGAUUAAAAAAAUUUUAUUGAAAAUUAUGCUAAUUAAACAAUAUCAAAUAUCAAAGAGGAAAUUACUAAAGAUCAUCAAAAUAAAUUAAAAUAAGAAUUACUAAAUUACUUAUUUGUUAUUCACUACAAUGUUAAUCUUAUUUCUACAUAAUUAUAAACUGAGUAAAAAUAAGGAUUAAAAACAAUAGAUUAUUUUGAAACCUAAGAUAACCAGAAACUUGUAGAUUAUGAAUUUGAAUAAGAAAUGUUUAAAAUAGUAAAAGCCUGUAUUUUCAAAGAAAAAUACUAGAAUCCAUAUGGAAAAUCUAUUAAGGAUGAUUAUUAAGAAUAUUUUAAUAUUUCGAAAUUCAAAGAGCUUUCGUCUAAAAUAAAUGUUAUCAUGCCUUCACCUUCAGAUAAUGAAAUAUAAUAAUUAAAGCCAUAUAUAUAAGAACUAUUAAAGUAAAUUACGAAAUACCUUGAUUAGAGUGAAAAUGAGAGAUUAAAUAUUAAUAAUUUUCAAAUAGAAGGAACCAUUGAUAAGAUAAAAUUUCAUAUGAUUGGAUGUAGGUAAUCUUGUCCGUUAUGUAAAAGAAAAUGCGAUAAACCUAUUGAUUAUAAUAAUUAUAAUCAUAAACAUUAAUGUUAAAAUGGACAUCAAUUAAGAGGUUUAUUUUAUUUAUUAUUUAGGUAUGAAUUUUGUAUUAAUUGAUAAUAAACCUUCAUUAUUUACUUGUGAAGAAAUUACUGAUGAUAUGUUGAUUACCACUCAAUAAACAAAUAAAGUCAGAUUUUGGAAAGAGAUUAAAUAAAUAUACAAUGAUUGGAAUUUUAAGACUCUUAUUCUAUAGAAUGAUGUUAAUCAUUAAAAAUAAGUAAAAGAUAAAAUGAUGAAUGUUUGGAAUGGUGGUAUUGGUUAAUUGAUAUGUAAUGUUUUAUCAAAUAAAUUCAAUAAAACUAUAGCUUUUAUAACAAAACAUGAUUUAGCUAAAUAUGAGUAAGAUAAAUCAAAAGUUCAUUAUAUUUUUAUGUUAGAUGAUUCAUAUUCUAUGUAAGGUUAAGCAUGGAAUAAUGCUAAAAAUGGAGUUUUAACAUGUAUGGAGGAGAUUGAAAAGAAUCCAAAUGCAAAAGUAAGUGUUAUCAUUUUCAAUUCUAAAGCAAGAGUUGCAAUAGAUUGUGAAAAAGUUAAUAUUGAUUCCUAAUAUGAUAAAAUAAUGAAAUCUGAUGAAUUAUUCUUUUUUAGACAUUGUAAUAUUGAAAUAGCAUUUUAAUUAGUUUUUGAUUAAAUUUAAAAAUAUAAAAAUUAGCAAUUCGAAAGGUACUUAAUUAUUAUAAAUAUAUUUUAGAAACUUAAUAUUAUUUUAUACUGAUGGUGGAUAUUCAUAUCCAGCAUAGGCAAUGGAUAAAUUGAUUUAAUUGCCAUUAGACUAAAAAAAGAACAUUUCAUUGAUUGCAUGCUCUGAAAAAAGCAAUCCAGCAACUUUAUCUCUUAUGGUAUCAAAUCUUAAAGAGAAUGGAUAUGUAGCUGAUCUUAGAGUUAAUAUUAAAUUAGGAAAUUUUUAAAAGGUAUGGUCAGAAAUUGUUUUGUAAGGAAUCCAUGUUUCAGAUUGA
This is a messenger RNA of Paramecium sonneborni, 6014 nucleotides long. NCBI's taxonomy places the organism in Eukaryota, Ciliophora, Oligohymenophorea, Peniculida, Parameciidae. The record is from the annotation of a GenBank genome assembly.